Helianthus annuus (common sunflower) is the source of this 1264-nucleotide messenger RNA. RefSeq lists its product as uncharacterized. Gene Ontology annotation, cellular component: histone deacetylase complex. Lineage: Eukaryota; Viridiplantae; Streptophyta; Magnoliopsida; Asterales; Asteraceae. The coding region runs from base 363 to 1055 and encodes 230 amino acids. Gene Ontology annotation, biological process: regulation of DNA-templated transcription. The record is from RefSeq and is a predicted model, not a curated record. Gene Ontology annotation, molecular function: transcription coregulator activity; protein binding. The transcript has 7 exons.
AGUUGGUAAACAUUUAGUGUGUGUGUGUUACUGUGUGUACUCUCUCUUCUCCUUCAUCACUCUAAACCCACAUGCUCUGUUUCAUUCCACCACCAAAAACCCUUAAUUCAUUCACAAAUUUCUUCAUAAACUCAAACCCAUCACUCUUCAUGCAUUUGCUCCCCUCAAACCCAACAAUUUCCCCCUAAUUUCCAUCAUUUUGUCUUUGAUUGAUUUCCCCCCAAAACCCUACACACUCUGUUUGUUUCAGUUUCAGAUUGUUGAUCAAUGUGAGUGGAUAAAAUUAAAAUAGCAUAUCUUUGGAUUAAAAAGAAAGUAUUUUUAUUGGAUCUUUGAAGAUUGUUGUGAAAGUGUUAAGAAGAAUGCUGGAAACUGAGCUCUAUUCUUCUAGAAUCUUCUCGCACUUCCGUGAAGAUUAUGGCGAUGAAGAGCUUUCUGUUCUUCCAAGGCAUACGAAGGUUAUCGUUACCGGAAAUAACCGAACAAAGUCGGUUUUGGUUGGUCUUCAAGGCACUGUGAAGAAAGCUGUUGGUCUUGGUGGCUGGCAUUGGCUGGUUUUGAAGAAUGGGGUGGAAGUAAAGCUACAAAGGAAUGCAUUGAGUGUUCUUGAACCUCCAACAGGCGACGAAGAAGAUGGCGAUUUCGAAUUCGAUAAUUCUAGCUGUGGCUCAGAUGUUGGCGAAAAAGAGAACAUAUUCUCUGCUGCUAUGGAGUUUAGCAAACCGAGCAAGCCCAGGGUUCGGUACACAAGACCGUGGAGCCCAUCUGCAUCGGUGAAGCCUCUUAAUCGUAGUGGUUGCAGAGAAAAUCAUACCAAUAAGCAUUCAUGUCAUUCGAAAGUCAAUUUCGCAAAGCUUGGAAGCAACACACUCGGGCGAUAUUAUAGCACCUUCAACCUUGGAAACAUUCAUUCAAAUCCUACAAAGGAACAGCUGGUUAACGCUAUCCAAAAGCAUUUUGCUUCACAGCAAGUGAGUGAAGUGGAAGUGAUAAUGGAGUUCAUUCAUGCUGCAAAGAGACAAAAAUCUGGAAGAACAAAGAGGGAUCGAAGUUGAGUGGUCCGAUAUAACAACUGUGUAAUCUAAUCGUAUGCUAACUGAUUUAGCUCUUACUUAGGAACCAAGUAACCCGAGAGAUAGGGACGUUUAAUUGUCAAUCGAUGUGUUUGAUCUUUAACCCUGUAAUUUGUUCGUGUGUCGGUUUAUAAGUUUAGAUCCUCUAUAUCAUAUCCAUGAUGAAUGUGUUGAAAACAUCUUUUGGAGUG